ACUCCAGCAGCUCGCCUCAAUGGGCUUCUGAGUUUCACAUCUUUUCUUCUUCUUCUGUUUUUUUUUUUUUCCCUCUGCUGACUUUCUUAUUAAAAGCAGAAGGUCAGCGCGCAGAGAGGAUGAGGUGAUGCCGCCAAGGUCACUCAUCUAUGCUGGACAGUCUAGUCUUUUAGAAGGAACUCUAAGAAAGCGUUCAACUGGAUUUUUUUUUCUUUUACGUACAUCUUUAAAGUAAUACUUAUCAUAUUUUUGGUCGUCUGAGAUCCGCCUCCCCCGUCGCCGGGCGGUGCGUCUUCGCUGCGCCGACAUGUGCGCGCUGCUGCCGGCGUGGCUGUGGCUGCUGCUCGGCUUCCUGCCUCUGGAGAUCCAGUCCCGGGCUCUGACCCUGCAGAGCCUCACUCACAGACACAGGUUGGGUUUACCCAGACCGACCAAAUACCCAAAGUCUUCUCACGCCGCCAUCAUGCCUACUGCGUCUGAUGUCCCUGUUGCCAUUAGCAACCACCUCACCCGGGGCGACAGACACGUCGUCUGGAGGGCCCGGUUCCACAAAGAGCCCCCAUCGAGGUUGUCUGAUCAGCUGCUUGACCAAAGCGACGGCGUGCUACAGGAACCGCCGGCCUGGCAGCGCGGGUCACGGGGUCGUCGCCAUGCCAACGGCAGCGGCGGGAGAUCCCACGGACAUCUGAUGAGGGUGGGGUGUGUCCUGGGCACCUGUCAGGUUCAAAACCUCAGCCAUCGUCUCUACCAGCUGAUUGGACAGAGCGGGAGGGAAGACUCCUCCCCCAUUAACCCUCGCAGCCCUCACAGCUUCGGAUAAGACUGCACCGCAAAUCUGUAGCAAGAUGCCUUCAUCAACUAAUGUUGGAAAGUUAGCCAGGUCUGUUGUUGAACGAGCAAGGCCGAAUAAGCCUUUGGUGUCCUUGCAACCAUUAAAAUUAAUCUGGGGCUGUCCUGCAUCUGAAGCGUCGAAGCUUCGGUGAGAAUUUCCCACUAAUAUUCGAAGCUUUGACAUUCACACUAUACUUAUUUUCUUUACCUAUUUACUUGUCUUUAAGUGUCAUUUUGAGUCUAAUGAGGAGAAGACAUUGGCCACUGUCUAUUCCAUCCCCGCAUUUAAAGUCCAAUAGGUCCACAUGACAAGGGUGCCAGUUUUGUCGCCGCUGGGAGGGUCAAACUCCGGCUUUUCACAGCCCCGUGCCCACAGGACAGCUUUCAGAUGGUUCUCUGCUCAUUCUGUG
Molecule: messenger RNA, 1241 nt
Organism: Acanthopagrus latus (yellowfin seabream)
Lineage: Eukaryota; Metazoa; Chordata; Actinopteri; Spariformes; Sparidae
Gene: adm2b
Product: adrenomedullin 2b
Exons: 2
Coding region: 308-820 (170 amino acids)
Biological process (GO): adenylate cyclase-activating G protein-coupled receptor signaling pathway; regulation of systemic arterial blood pressure; positive regulation of heart rate
Cellular component (GO): extracellular region
Molecular function (GO): hormone activity
Source: RefSeq, a predicted model, not a curated record